AUGAAUAUCACUUCAGAAGUACUCCAGCACUGGCUGAAAGCUUGGAACCUGUCUCGGAGAGAGUUCAUAGAGACCUUUAACUUACAGCCGUUGGUUUACGUGCCGGAGCUACCGCUCAGCCUGAAGGUCCUUUUCUCCGCCCUUUACCUGCUGAUCUUCAUCUUGGCUCUUCUUGGCAACUGCCUGGUCAUCCACAAGAACGUGAAGGUUCCCGCCAAAACCUCCAGCUGUGUCUUCAUCACCUCACUGGCCGUCAGCGAUUUGCUCAUCUCCGUCUUCUGUGUCCCGUUCACCCUUCUCCAGCACCUGUCAGCCAACUGGAUCGCUGGUGAGUUCCUGUGCAAGAUGGUGUCAUUUGUCCAAACCAUGGCUGUCUCCACGGGGAUUCUGACCAUGGUGUGCAUCGCAGUAGAGCGCUUCCAGGGCGUCCUUUACCCGCUGCGGCCCCGAAGCACCAGUGCAUCCUUGCAGGGAAAGAAGCUGAUAGUAGCGGUCUGGCUGUCCGCGAUGGCUAUCGCUUCACCGCUGUGGUAUGCACAGAAGAUUGAGGUACAGCACGAUUUCCUCUUCGAGGUGCACUACACCUGCUGUCAGGAGAUCUGGCACCAGCCACAGCAAAGGAGGGCCUACACCACUGUCAUCCUGAUUCUGGUGUUCCUUGUCCCACUGCUCACGCUGGCCGGCAUCUACGGAAAGGUGGCACAUGAGUUGUGGUUCAAGCAUCGUGUUUACGACUCCGUCUUUCAAGCCCUGUCUGGAGCUGAGAUGAGCAAGCGAACAAGAAGGAAGAAGCACGCAGUGAAGAAGAUGGUGGCUGUGGUGAUCGUGUUUGCUGUUUGCUGGGCUCCAUUCCACCUCGUCAUCAUGCUCUCGGAUUACGGUAAGCUGCAGCUGGACGCAGAGAAGGAGACCAUUCUGUUCGCCUCAGUGCAGCUCCUGGGUUUCAGUAACUCAACCUGCAACCCCAUCAUCUACAUGGCCCUGAGGGAAAACGUGAAGGGUUUCCCUAGAACCCUGCGCUGCCAGAGGAUGAGGAGGAGACGGAGAACCUCGGGCGAGAGGGCGGAGCAAAAUGCCUCCCGGUCCCGCAUCGACACUCUGCCCUUACAGCCACGCCCAGCGUGGGCGAGCAAGUCAAGCCCAGGUGACCACUUCUCACAGGUUCACCUGCUCGAGGCCUCAGAGCAGCGCAAGAGCAUUCUCGCACUGACUGUCAUGGAUCCCAUCAACCCUUGA
Molecule: messenger RNA, 1236 nt
Organism: Mobula hypostoma (lesser devil ray)
Lineage: Eukaryota; Metazoa; Chordata; Chondrichthyes; Myliobatiformes; Myliobatidae
Product: pyroglutamylated RF-amide peptide receptor
Exons: 6
Coding region: 1-1236 (411 amino acids)
Biological process (GO): G protein-coupled receptor signaling pathway; cellular response to hormone stimulus
Cellular component (GO): plasma membrane
Molecular function (GO): neuropeptide receptor activity; peptide binding
Source: RefSeq, a predicted model, not a curated record